This is a messenger RNA of Danaus chrysippus (African queen), 381 nucleotides long. The record is from the annotation of a GenBank genome assembly. Lineage: Eukaryota; Metazoa; Arthropoda; Insecta; Lepidoptera; Nymphalidae.
AUGGCUUCCGGUGGUCAUCCUGAGGGAGCGGCGCUGGUCACCAGACAUGACCAGCUGGCUGGCAGUCUGGCUAGGCUGCAGAGACUGGCUGCGAGCAGGCAGGCCGCGCUAAUGGAGAUAGUGUGUAGCUCCGUGACGUCAUCUAGUGUUCGUCAUCCCUCCGCAGCGAGAUGUCAUCCUCAGCUGCCGCAGGCUCAGCAGCAGCUGAGGGCGGAGAGAGAGGCGCGCGACGACUGUUUCCAGGACGUACUGGCCAGGGGGCAGAGGAGAUCGAGGAGCGUUGCCGCGCGGCAGGUGGCGUUGGAGCAGCUGAUCGACUGGCGCUGCUUCCUGAGAGACGAUAAAAGUGAAAAGAAUAUUAAAAAUAUCCGAAUACACUAG